GGACGCAUGCUCGACAGACAAUCGGACGGUGCCCCUCCAUCCUUCCCACGUACCUGCGGACCCCCAUCUUUGCUCCUAGUGGCUGGCCGUCCCUGACAACAAUUGACUUUAUAGCAUGGCUCCUUCGUUAUGGAACCUCAUGAAGCGUUCAACGUCCAACAGCCCGCCGUCAUCGGUAAGACAGAAGAUGGCACCCGGUAUUGCAAUCCCAGACGCCGAGUCCCGUUCAUCGGGAAGUAGCUUGGAGGUCGCGUCGCAGUUCUCGUACACCAAGAACGAUGACUACUCCAGCUUCAUGAGCGAUGUCAUGGUAGUCGGCGCCGGACCAGCUGGUCUGAUGCUUGCUGACAACCUGGUACGAUAUGGUAUCAAAGCCCGCAUCAUCGACGACCGACCCGACCGCACUUCAACGGGACGCGCCGACGGGAUCCAGCCAAAGACCAUCGAGACUUUGCGCCAGAUGCGAAUCGCUGAGCCGCUGCUACGCAAGGGUGUCAAGAUCUAUGACAUUGCUUUCUGGAAAUCGUCGGCCGAGAAGUCGCUUCACCGCACUGGUCGCGAGAUUCACUACCCACCCGUAGUCGAUUUGCUUGAUCCAUACAUACUGUUGGUACACCAGGGCAUGGUAGAAGGCGUUUUGGAAGACGAUCUACGGGAAAGAGGCGUUGUUGUCUCCCGGAACACGGCCUUCGUCGACUUUGACUAUACGCCCAUGUCCAUUCGUCCACUUACUGUCAAUUGUCAGCAAGACGUCAACCACGCAAAGAAGACUUUCGCCACGCGAUACAUAGUUGGAUGUGACGGCGCCCACUCCAAAGUGAGAAAGACAAUACCAGGUGCGACCCCAGUGGGAUCGUCGACCGAUGCUGUGUGGGGUGUACUGGACGGUGUACUCGAUACCGACUUUCCCGAUAUUUGGAGUAAAGUGGUUAUCCAGUCAGAUGCGUUAGGCUCCGUACUGAUGAUUCCUCGCGAGAGGGGUUUGACCCGUCUCUACAUCGAACUGCGGCCAGGAUCUACAGAGGCGAUUGGAGCGCAGCAAACCACACAAGAAUUCGUGCAAAAGCGAGCGCAGGCGAUACUACAGCCAUACAGGCUCGAGUGGAAGAACGUUGAGUGGUUUGGGCGCUACAAGAUCGGACAGCGAGUCGCGGCGCGCUUCACAGACGACGAGCGACGGGUUUUCAUUGCCGGUGAUGCUAGUCACACCCAUUCCCCCAAGGCAGCACAAGGAAUGAACACAUCAAUGCAUGAUGCCUGGAAUCUGGCCUGGAAACUCAACUUUGCAACGCGUGGUCUUGCGAAGCCUGCGUUACUCGACUCCUACGAGCAAGAACGACAGAAAAUCGCGAAGGAUUUGAUCGACUUUGACUACGAGCACGCGAAUGCGUUCCAUGACGGAGACCCGGCAGCGCUCGCGGCAAAUUUCACAAAGAACGUCGCGUUCAUUUCUGGCUAUGGCGUCAGCUACGACCUUAACACCCUCAACGUUCAAGCGAAAGGUUACAACAGAGGUCAUCUGAAGCCAGGCUACCUACUGCCACCUGCAAAGGUUACGCGCUACAUCGAUGCCAACCCAGUCGAUGUGCAAACCGACAUUCCUGCACUUGGCCAGUUUCGUAUUUACUUCUUCACUCACAAUAUUCGCACGUCGAUGCCCUUCUUAGAGACAGUUUGCCACGCGCAUUCAGGAAACAACUCAUACGUUGGGCGUGUCACGGCUGCUGGUAACGCCUCGUAUACCGUCCAGCCACCUCUCGCAGCACCUCACGAUCAAUUCGUCCUUCCUGAACGGUACACACCCGUCAGCGGUGUCUUCACCUAUGCCUUGGUGACCGACGAGGAUCGCAACAACUUCGAGAUACGAGAUCUACCAGCGGUACUUCGUGAGUCUGCGUUCACGUUAUAUCUCGAUGACAUUCCCGAGAAGGACACGCGAAAGCAAACAUGCAUGGACAAGUGGCUUGAUGGACUUGAUGAGAAGGAGGUUGUUGUGGUCAACGUACGUCCAGAUGGCUAUGUUGGCACAGUGCGGAGAUUCGUUGAUGGCACCAAGGAGAAUGGCAUGGCUGCUGUGCAAUGGAUGGACCAGUACUACGAGCAAUUUCUGAAAGACACGUAAAGUCUACAUAUUCGGUUAUGUUGGUUGUUUUCGGUUUUGUGUGCAUGGCUUUGGAGUUCCAAGGAGAGGCCAGGGUAUUGGCUUCACGCGAAUAGAUGUAUGACUUAGCAGUGUUCUUGUCUCAAUGACCCCACACCUUUUCGUUCUCGCACUUGACUCACACAUACUCCGAUUCUGGAAAUCUUGUUCAUACAACGUCGUGUAAUCUUUCCAUUAAGGCUCAGUAUUGUAGGUGUGAUACAACGAAGACUCAUUUUCUUACAUGCUUAUUUCCGCAUAUUUCCGCUGCAGCUAGCCAAUGUCAUGCACAUAGCAGUUCCCCCACUCUUAUCAACAUCUCCUCGC
This is a messenger RNA of Alternaria alternata, 2467 nucleotides long. Its product is annotated as FAD monooxygenase-like protein. The coding region runs from base 116 to 2122 and encodes 668 amino acids. Gene Ontology annotation, molecular function: FAD binding. Lineage: Eukaryota; Fungi; Ascomycota; Dothideomycetes; Pleosporales; Pleosporaceae. The record is from RefSeq and is a predicted model, not a curated record. The transcript has 3 exons.